This is a messenger RNA of Lactuca virosa, 1041 nucleotides long. The record is from the annotation of a GenBank genome assembly. Lineage: Eukaryota; Viridiplantae; Streptophyta; Magnoliopsida; Asterales; Asteraceae.
AUGGAAGAUUACACUGAGCUAAUUCCGGGUUUACCGGAAGAAAUCGCACUCCAGUGCUUGACUCGGAUGCAUUACAUCGUCCAUGAGGUCGCCUCCCAUGUCUGUCAACAGUGGCGCCUCCUCCUCCAGUGCAGAGACUUUUAUUACCACCGGAAACAAUCUGGGUACACUCAUAAAACGGCUUGUUUGGUUCAAUCGCUUCACAUUCCGGCCGAUUCCAGUGGUGGUAACUCUAAGCCGGAGAAUCAACCGAAAUACGGGCUAUCCGUUUUCGAACCGGAUUCUGAUAUUUGGAGCCAGGUGGACCCGGUUCCGAAGUACCCUGACGGGUUGCCGUUGUUUUGUCAGGUGGCGAGUUCGGAGGGGAAGCUGGUGAUGAUGGGUGGGUGGAAUCCGGGGAGUUGGGAGCCUCUACGUGAUGUUUUCGUUUACGAUUUCACAACUCGAAGGUGGACUCAGCGAGUCGAUAUGCCGUCGAAUCGUUCGUUCUUUGCUGUCGGCGCCUUCGACGGAAAAAUCUACGUCGCCGGUGGACACGACGAGAGCAAAAACGCGCUGAAAAGCGCGUGGGUGUACGAUAUCACUGCCGACGAGUGGACAGAGUUGGCCCCGAUGAGUGAGGAGCGUGACGAGUGUGAAGGAGUGUUUGUCGGUUCGGAGUUUUGGGUCAUUAGCGGGUACGAUACCGAGAGCCAGGGUCUGUUCAAAAACACGGCGGAGGUUCUCGAUAUCACAACCGGAACAUGGCGGCGCGUGGAGGAGGCUUGGGGAGUUAACAGGUGUCCGAGAGCUUGCGUGACUGUGGGACAAAAUGGGAAUUUUGCUUGCUUGGCGGAUACUGAUCCCGCUAUUCAAGUCGGAGCAUGUGGUGUUGACCUCGGUGAUCGGACUUUGGUCACCGGAUCGGCUUACCAGGGUGCACCGCAGACCUUUUUCCUAGCGGAGAAGAACCACCAAGGGCAUAAUAGUAAAUUGGUUAAAGUGGAUGCUCCGGAUGAGUUUUCCGGGUUUGUGCAAUCGGGAUGCUUUAUCGAGAUAUAA